This is a messenger RNA of Adineta ricciae, 1158 nucleotides long. The record is from the annotation of a GenBank genome assembly. Lineage: Eukaryota; Metazoa; Rotifera; Eurotatoria; Adinetida; Adinetidae.
AUGGCACUAUCAUCGAAAGUACGCGGUACAAUCGUUGCGGUGCUUGUAUUUAUCUUCGGAAUCAUCCAUCUCGGUCUUGGUAUUGGAAUUGCUCGAGAUUAUAGUCGUUAUAAAGAUAUAUUUCGGCAAUCCGUAGCAUUGGCAAUCUACGAUCUUGUUAUUGGUAUCUUUGGAACUAUUGUUGGAAUUUUGAGUAUAGUCAUUAUUACUACACAACGACUAAAUCUAUAUCGUCCUGCAGCUAUCUGUUCACUUGUGCUAGGCGUUCUCACAUUAGGAUCACUAAUCGCUGCACUCGCUCUUAAUUCUCAAGCGAUUGACUAUGUUCGAUCACGCUUAACAUAUCGUAUGAGGUCAUUUACUUCAACUGCUGAUUCGAUUUCUGUGGUGAACGAUAUACAAACAAGGUAUAAAUGUUGUGGUGAAAAUCUAUGGCUUGACUGGGCGCAAGUAGUAUUGAAUCCUGCAAGUACAAAUGCAACUGGCGCAGUUUCAAGUCCAGAUUCAAGCAACACAAUAAUUACUUCAGGAUCUGGGUCUACUAAUAGCCUCUCAAACUUAGACUCCGGAAUCUUUGGUAGCUCAUCACGCUCAAGAGCUGGCAACAGACGUCGUCGUCAGGACUGGCAUCGAGGAUCCAAGAUUUUACAGCAACCUGUGCGUCGAAAGCGGGACAUUUCUGUAUCAAACAGCAACAAUAAUAUAUAUAAUUUACCCUCGACUUAUUCUAUCUAUCUGCCAUUGUCAUGCUGCACGGGUGGAGGCAUAUCUAGUGGAAAUAGUCUUGGAGGAGUUUGUACAUUCAAUGCUGGUAAUGGUUCAAGAAAUUUCUAUGUACGUGAAUGUUUGGAACCCAUUUCUAAUACUGUUGUUUCGCAAAUAACGGGCAUGGCUGUUAUAAACGUUUGCUUGGCAAUACUCGCAUUUGUAUUUGUUCUGGUUUUAAUACAUAUGUUUCCAUCGGAAAAUCAAGCACAAGACAAAAAUGGUUUGUACGAUGGAACACAACAAGCACAAUAUCAACAAGCGCAAAGUAGCGGAUCUGCUAUGAAUCUUGCUGCACCAAGCCCUUAUUAUAAUUAUUCAGCAUCUUCAUAUGUAUCUCCAACCCACAAUUAUUCAAACUAUACUACUCCAACUUAUACAGUUUACCAGUAA